Odocoileus virginianus texanus is the source of this 1993-nucleotide messenger RNA. RefSeq names its product N6-Methyl-AMP deaminase (gene MAPDA). Lineage: Eukaryota; Metazoa; Chordata; Mammalia; Artiodactyla; Cervidae. Gene Ontology annotation, biological process: adenosine catabolic process; inosine biosynthetic process. The record is from RefSeq and is a predicted model, not a curated record. Gene Ontology annotation, molecular function: adenosine deaminase activity.
GCAGCAAAGGCGUCGUGCACGUACCCGCGCGCGGCCAGGGAGCUCUUGCUGAGAGCGCUGCUGUCGUUGGUGCUCUGCACUGCCUCAGCCCGACGUUCGCGGCUGCGCGAGCCCAUGGUCAGGGGACUCAGGAGCGGCGGUCCGUCGGGGUGGUGAGCUGCCCUCUGGUCCGGUAGUAUCCUGUACCCGCGAGUACAGCUCGCGGACUCGGUUUCGCGGGAAGACUGACGGCUGCGGCUUUUUGUGGACACGUGGACUGUGUCGGGGAAGCGCGGAUUGUCACUUUUCUACAAGCCUUCCUGGCUGAAACGAAAAUUUUUCUUAAGUUUUCAUAAGCUGACUCAACUGUUGACAAAAAGCUUUCAGAGGUGAAACUGAGCCCAGAACUAGGAUACUGUUUAUCUUAUCAAAACGGGUGGAAGUAACGCAGUCUGAAGGAAGUUCAAGGCCACCAAACUUACUGACUGAACUACAUUUAGUAUUCAUGUCAAGAAUAAGUGGCUGGGGAAAGACCUUGCUAUUCUGCUAAAUCAUGAUGGAGGCAGAAGAACAGCCAUGGAAGACAACCUUUUACUCAAAAUUACCUAAAGUGGAACUUCAUGCCCACUUGAAUGGAUCUAUUAGUUCCAAUACCAUAAAGAAGUUAAUAGCCAAGAAACCAGAUCUUAAAAUCCACGAUCAGAUGACUAUGAUUGACAAGGGAAAGAGAAGAACUUUAGAAGAAUGCCUCCAGAUAUUUCAAAUUAUUCAUCUACUUACUACUAGCCCUGAAGAUGUUUUAAUGGUGACAAAAGAUGUCAUUAAAGAAUUUGCAGAUGAUGGUGUCAAGUAUCUGGAACUAAGGAGCACACCCAGAGAAGAAAACGCUACAGGAAUGACUAAAAAGACUUAUGUGGAAUCUAUACUUGAAGGUAUAAAACAGUCCAAAGAAGAAAAUGUAGACAUUGAUGUUAGGUAUUUGAUAUCAAUUGACAGACGAGGUGGCCCUUCAGUAGCCAAGGAGGCCGUUAAACUUGCUGAAGAGUUCUUCCUUUCUACAGAGGAUACAGUUCUUGGCCUUGACCUCAGUGGAGACCCUGCAGCAGGACAAGCAAAAGACUUCUUGGAACCUCUUUUAGAAGCUAAAAAAUCUGGUCUGAAGUUGGCACUGCAUAUUUCAGAGAUUCCAAACCAAAAAACGGAAACACAAGUACUCCUGAACCUAUUUCCUGACCGAAUUGGGCAUGGGACAUUUCUCAACUCCUCCGAGGAAGGAUCCCCAGAUCUGGUGGACUUUGUGAGGCAACACCAGAUACCGCUCGAACUCUGUUUGACCUCGAACGUCAAAAGUCAGACAGUUCCAUCUUACGACCAGCAUCACUUUGGAUUCUGGUACAGCAUUGCCCAUCCUGCUGUGAUCUGUACUGAUGAUAAGGGUGUUUUUGCCACACACCUUUCUCAAGAGUACCAGCUGGCGGCUGAAACAUUUCAUCUGACCCAGUCUCAGGUGUGGGAUCUGUCUUACCAAUCCAUCAGCUACAUCUUUGCUUCUGACAGCACCAAGGCUGACCUGAAGAAGAAGUGGAGUCAUCUGAAGCCCCAUUUUUAAGCUGUAAUGAGGUGAACUACUUUUGAGUAUAUAUUACAACCCAGAUCUUGCCGCCACAUCCCACUUAGUAAGCCUCUGCUCCCUUGGAACCAUAGCAGCCAAGUGCUGCGGACUCUGACACCAGCGCCUUUCCAAUGGUGGGUGCUCAGUAAGUCCGUCCUAAGCUGCCUGAAGGCUCUGAGGUUGUCUGACUUACCUCCAUGCUGCUUUCAGGAAGGGACCUGAAUGCUGCUGCACACUGGGCUCCCCAUUCUAGCAGUGGUUUUGUCUUAACAGUCCCUCUUCACUAGAGAUCAUGAAACUUCAAGAAAAUCAAAGUAGGUUCUCAUCAGGAAAAGUUUUGGAAUUGCUAGUCUAAAUAAAUUGAGGAGAGAAGGGAAUACAGAUUGUUACCAAAAGCUUUAA